Molecule: messenger RNA, 2571 nt
Organism: Acomys russatus (golden spiny mouse)
Lineage: Eukaryota; Metazoa; Chordata; Mammalia; Rodentia; Muridae
Gene: Pdxdc1
Product: pyridoxal dependent decarboxylase domain containing 1
Exons: 23
Coding region: 137-2500 (787 amino acids)
Biological process (GO): carboxylic acid metabolic process
Cellular component (GO): intracellular membrane-bounded organelle
Molecular function (GO): pyridoxal phosphate binding; carbon-carbon lyase activity
Source: RefSeq, a predicted model, not a curated record
GGCAGCUCCUCCUCCUCUCCGCCCCGCCGGCUGCGGGCGCGGGGGACGUCAGCGCUGCCAGCGUGGAAACCGCCGCGGGCCGCGGGAGGCGGAAGUAGUGUCCGGCGCCGCGGGCCCAUCGCCGGACGCCUGAGCCAUGGACGCGUCCCUGGGGAAGAUAACAGACCCUACAUUAGCUGAAAUGGGAAAAAACUUGAAAGAGGCGAUGCGGAUGCUGGAGACCAGCCAGAGAGUAGAGGAGGAGAAUGGGAAGAAGCCAGUAUCUGAGGAUAUCCCAGGGCCUCUCCAAGGCAGUGGACAAGAUAUGGUGAGCAUCCUCCAGUUAGUUCAAAAUCUGAUGCAUGGAGAGGAAGAUGAGGAGCCCCAGAGCACCAGAAUCCAGAAUAUUGGAGAACAAGGUCACAUGGCGUUGUUGGGUCAUAGUCUGGGUGCUUAUAUUUCAACUCUGGACAAAGAGAAGCUGAGAAAACUUACAACCAGGAUACUUUCAGACACUACCUUAUGGCUACGCCGGAUUUUCAGGUAUGAAAAUGGAUGUGCUUAUUUCCAUGAGGAAGAGAGGGAAGGACUUGCUAAGAUCUGUAGGCUUGCCAUUCAUUCUCGCUAUGAAGACUUUGUAGUGGAUGGAUUCAACGCAUUAUAUAACAAAAAGCCUGUUGUAUAUCUUAGUGCUGCUGCUAGACCUGGCCUGGGCCAAUACCUUUGUAAUCAGCUUGGCUUACCCUUUCCCUGCCUGUGUCGCGUGCCCUGUAACACUAUGUUUGGAUCCCAGCAUCAGAUGGACGUUGCCUUUCUCGAGAAACUGAUCAAAGAUGACGUAGAAAGAGGAAGACUGCCCUUGCUGCUUGUCGCAAGUGCUGGAACCGCAGCAGUUGGACACACAGACAAGAUUGGGCGUUUGAAGGAACUCUGUGAGCAGUAUAGCAUCUGGCUUCAUGUGGAAGGUGUGAACCUGGCAACAUUGGCUCUAGGCUAUGUCUCCUCAUCUGUGCUGGCUGCAACCAAAUGUGACAGCAUGACACUGACUCCCGGCCAGUGGCUGGGCUUGCCAGCCGUACCCGCAGUGACACUCUACAGACAUGACGACCCUGCCCUGACACUAGUUGCUGGUCUUACAUCAAAUAAGCCUGCAGACAAACUCCGAGCCCUGCCACUGUGGUUGUCUCUACAGUACUUGGGACUUGAUGGCAUUGUGGAAAGAAUAAAGCAUGCCUGUCAGCUGAGUCAACGGUUGCAAGAAAGUUUGAAGAAAGUGGACCACAUCAAAAUCUUGGUGGAAGAUGAGCUCAGUUCUCCAGUAGUGGUGUUCAGAUUUUUCCAGGAAUUAUCAGGCUCAGAUCCUGCAGUUAAAGCCAUCCCUGUGUCCAGCAUAGCACCUGCAGCAGUUGGCCGGGAGAGACACGCCUGUGAUGCACUGAACCGCUGGCUGGGAGAACAAUUAAAACAGCUGGUGCCUAUGUGUGGCCUCACUAUCAUGGACCUGGAGAUAGAUGGCACAUGUGUGCGAUUCAGCCCUUUGAUGACAGCAGCAGUGUUAGGAACUCGAGGAGAGGAUGUGGAUCAACUCGUCACCUGCAUCCAAAGCAAACUGCCAGUCUUGACCUGUACACUACAGCUACGAGAAGAGUUCAAGCAGGAGGUGGAGGGGACGGCAGGCCUCCUGUAUGUUGAUGACCCCAACUGGCCUGGAAUUGGGGUUGUCAGGUAUGAACAUGCUAAUGAUGACAACACCAGUUUGAAAUCUGAUCCAGAGGGGGAAAAAAUACACACUGCACUUUUGAAAAAGUUAAAUGAACUGGAAUCUGACCUCACAUUUAAAAUGGGCCCCGAGUACAAAAGCAUGAAGAGCUGCAUCUACAUCGGCAUGGCAAGUGAUGACGUGGACGUUUCUGAGCUGGUGGAGACCAUUGCCGUGACAGCCCGUGAAAUUGAGGAAAGCUCAAGGCUUCUGGAGAACAUGACAGAGGUCGUACGGAAGGGAAUUCAGGAGGCUCAGGUGCAGCUACAGAAGGCAAAUGAAGAACGGCUUCUGGAAGAGGGUGUGUUGCGGCAAAUCCCUGUAGUAGGAUCCGUGCUAAAUUGGUUUUCUCCAGUGCAAGCUUCGCAAAAGGGAAGAAGUUUUAACUUAACAGCAGGUUCUCUGGAGUCCACAGAACACACUUAUGUCUACAAAGUACAGGGUACAGGAGUGACACCACCUCCCACACCCUCCGGCACUCGAAGCAAGCAGCGGCUUCCAGGUCAGAAGCCUUUUAAAAGGUCCCUGAGAGGCUCGGAUGCGGUGAGUGAGACCAGCUCAGUCAGCCACACUGAAGACCUGGAAAAGGUGGAACAGCUGUCCAGCGGCGGCCUAGAGCACAGCAACCUGGAGGCCCACUGCGCUGAGCAGCUCCCUAAGGCUCCUGCGCCCACAGCCAGACAGGCUGAGACUCUGCAGAACAAGGCCCAGCGCCCCGAAGAUGACCGCUCACAGGUGGAGGAGCUGGAGCGCCUACGAUAAAGCUCAGCAGCGCUGGGCUCCAGGCUGACAGGCUGUGCUUCAGGGAAGACGAAGCUCUAUUGAAAAUGUGA